AUGCGGGAUCGUGUGCCACACACGCUCCCGCAUCACAUAGAUGUGAACGGAGCCUUACUGACCCUGCUGUAUCCUGAUCCCUCCUUGUUACUCACCCUGGCUGACAUUACCAUGAAGCCUUCCUAUAACAUCUGCACUCAUGGCGUCCGGACCUUCACCCUGGUCUCAGCUGACAACAUUAUGGAGGUGCCCUGCAGUCUGGUGUCCGGAGACAAAGGCGGUGCUAUUCUGAUUACCUACAAAGAGUUUAAUUUCACCCUUAAUGGGAGUUUAUCAUUGACUUCUCAAGUUACUGGACAGGACAACAGGGCGGUGAUCAACUCGAAGGUGGUGACCGGAGCCAUCACAAAUCCUGACAGCCAAAGUCUGAGUAGCCCUGUUACAUUCAGACUUUUCCAUCUACAGGUCAUGAAGCCCUUUUAUAAGGUCACCUGUGUAUUUUGGGACCCUGUAAGUAAUGGCUGGUCAGAUGAAGGCUGUGUCACGGGACAAUCUGAUGGCACACACACCAACUGCUCCUUUACCCACCUCUCCAGCUUUACACUCCUCAUGGCACCUCAUGGAAUCCAGGAGGAUUCUGCUCUUACCAUUCUCUCAUACGUCGGACUGAGCAUAUCUGUUGUCUGCCUGUGUCUGUCUCUCCUCACCUUCAUGCUGUGCCAGGCUCUGAAGAACGCUCACUCCUCCGUCCUCACAGCUCUCUGCGGAUGUCUCUUCCUGGGACAACUUUUGUUUCUGGUUGGCAUCCGCCAAAUCUGGAAUAAGCUCCUGUGUGCUUUCAUUGCUGGUGGGCUCCAAUUCUUGUUCCUCUGUGCUUUCGGCUGGAUGUCCGUUGAGAGUGUCCUCCUCUUCAUGACUGUCCGAAACCUGAGGGCUGUCAAUUACAUGGCCUCCCGAAAAUCAAACUUCCCGAUGUUGUGUCUUCUGGGGUUCGGUAUCCCGGCUGUGAUUGUGGGGAUCUCAGCAGCUGUUCAUCCACAUGACUAUGGGACAGAAAAAAAUUGCUGGCUCAGACAUGAUAUUGUUUGGAGCUUCCUUGUUCCAGUCUGUGCAUUUAUCACAAUGAACACGAUUCUGUUGGUGCUCACUUUUUGGCUCCUGAAGAAGAGGAUGGCAACUCUCAAUGCCAAUGUGUCCACCCUGAAAAAUACUCGGUUACUGACCUUCAAAGCUGUGGCCCAGCUCUUCAUCCUUGGCUGUACCUGGGGUAUUGGCUACUUCCAGUUUGGACCUCAAUCCCUGGUCAUUUCUUACCUCUUCACCAUCUGUAACAGCCUCCAGGGACUGUACAUCUUCCUUGUACACUGUCUGCUCAAUCAACAGGUCAGAGAAGAGUACCGCAAAUUGUUCAGUGGACUUUGUAAACAGAAGAAGCAGAAGAAACAGGAUACGUCCACCAUCAGCACCCUUCAAACUGCUUCUAAACCACAGCUGAUCUCCUCUCCUGACUGUCCUUCUAACUGCACCCUGGAAUCUUCGAUGAUCUUUCAUAAGGAGGUGACCAGUACAGACAACCCUCCAGCCGAGGAGAAGGAGCAGAGCGUGUAG
Molecule: messenger RNA, 1548 nt
Organism: Nanorana parkeri
Lineage: Eukaryota; Metazoa; Chordata; Amphibia; Anura; Dicroglossidae
Product: adhesion G protein-coupled receptor E3-like
Exons: 11
Coding region: 1-1548 (515 amino acids)
Biological process (GO): cell surface receptor signaling pathway; adenylate cyclase-activating G protein-coupled receptor signaling pathway
Cellular component (GO): membrane
Molecular function (GO): G protein-coupled receptor activity
Source: RefSeq, a predicted model, not a curated record